AUGCCAGACCUACAAACCCCCAUUCUUGACCACAUCGUUAUUCUCGUUUCUCACGAGAGCCUCCUCGGAAUCUCCAAGCAGGUCGACGGUCAAUUCACCCUCGCACCCGGCGGGAACCACGCCGAUGGACUCACAACCAACAAAUUGAUCCUUCUUCCGGACGGUGUGUACCUCGAAUUCAUCGCCUUCUUCGACAACAUCGACCCGGAGAAACGCCGUUCCCAUCGCUGGGGUAAUGAACAAGAGAACACAAUCAUCGACUGGGCCUUUACUUUACGGUCGGAAGAAGACUUCAGCGCCGUGCAGCAGCGGUUCAAAAAGGCAGAUACGGAAGCUUCUUACACUGAUCCUAUCGCCGGCGGUCGUACCAAACCAGACGGAACAGUUUUGAAAUGGGCGAUUUGCGUACCUCAGCAACCCCAUGGAAAGAUUGUUCCCGGCUCUUUACCGUUCUGGUGCCUGGAUAGAACUCCUCGCGCCAAUCGUGUUCCCUAUGAGGCUGAGCCACAACUCACCCAACACCCCAAUGGCGUGCAGGGUAUCUCCUCUGUGUCAGUCCAUGUUCCCGAGGGGGAGGCUUCUCGUUUCAAGGGGGCUUAUGAUGCGAUAUUUGGUGGGCCGUGGAACUAUCAAGUUCCUUCUGGAUCGGCUGCUGGCACACGAAGUGUUUCUCUGUCGGGAGGAGAGAACUCUGUCAGGCUGGUCUUCAGGGGACUGAAGCAAGGAAAGGUUGAGCUCUUGCCUGGUCUGGUCUUUGAAAUUGAGGGCCAGUAG
Penicillium olsonii is the source of this 774-nucleotide messenger RNA. NCBI's taxonomy places the organism in Eukaryota, Fungi, Ascomycota, Eurotiomycetes, Eurotiales, Aspergillaceae. The record is from the annotation of a GenBank genome assembly.